Molecule: messenger RNA, 1419 nt
Organism: Theileria orientalis strain Shintoku
Lineage: Eukaryota; Apicomplexa; Aconoidasida; Piroplasmida; Theileriidae
Exons: 1
Coding region: 1-1419 (472 amino acids)
Source: RefSeq, a predicted model, not a curated record
AUGAACUUCCAUCACACACGAAUAUGGAAGUUCAUUUGCCUAGUACUCGUAUAUAAGAAGUUUAUCAUUUUCACGGAAACUUCGCCUUCUAGAUUCAUAGCCUGCCAAUCACAAACAUUCCUUAGGACCAAGAGGGAAACUGAGCAAAAACCACCUUCUUUAGUCAGUGUAAACAUACAACAUCACUUCAACACUGACGAAAUCAAAUACAGAUACAAUUCAGCUCAGGAUAGUCACACAUUUAUACCCGUAUCACCACACCUUAUACACACAGUAACAAAGGGAACAAGGGAACUAUGGAACUCUGAACACAAGGAAUACGGCACAUCAGUAUUUGUAGGCACGAACGACCAGGGUGAACGGAUAUUCAGAGUAUACUUCUCUAAAUACGUCCCGGAACCCGAAUUUGUCACCCAAUCCAAAAAGCAGGAUGAAGAUGUAUCACUAGAGGAUUUUGACAAGCACUUAUUAAUCCUCAACCUCAGAAAUAGACAAACAACAGACCGAACGGAGUAUGUGUACGAUUCAACCACAGGCACACACACUUUCAGAGCACUCGACCCAUACCUGUUCGGAUCAGUAGUAAAGGGAGACCAGCCAGUCUGGAAGCCUGAGAUCCCAGUCUACCCCAACAAAGCACUUGUUUUCAAGGGGCAGAACGACGAGCCCAUGAUACGAUUGUAUUUUCCAAUUGAGCCCGAGCCCCCGCCCAUCGAGCACUUUAGACCUGAAAGGAAGGUACAAAGAAUGGGAGGAAAAAGACUCAAAUCACACACAUAUGACUCUAUCGCAAACAAAACACCGAUUUCUCUUAAUGUAGAUUAUAAUUGGAGCACACCCAUGUGGCGUUACGCCGAGAAGAACAACACGGCCACGUACACACCGAACGAAGGAUAUAUAUUCGGACUCGUGAAGGACGUUAAAGGAGCCGGUGUGUCGAAAAAGGAAGCAGUAAUAUGGAAAGCCAGAGAAGAUCUAGAAUACUCAACAAAGGUCACGUACGAACACUCGGAGUCCCUAGUCACCGUAUAUUCAGUCAACGGCACGACGAGGUCAUUCAGAAAAAACGAGCACAACCAAUGGCUCGAAGACAACUUAUACCAUUUCGAGCCUGGUUUAGUAAAAGAAACGUGCGUGAUAGUGGACCUGGAUAUAAAUGAAAAGGGACUGAAGGACGUUUACGAGUUUUCUUCCUAUGUGGAAAAGGACCCUCUUCACACGGAAAAGAGCACUUACAAGGCCAGGGUCGGCUAUAGGUUCGACAUGGUGCGAAGAGGCCACGAAGUCAUAUGGAGAGCGAGAAACAGAACGGAGUAUUCUAGUCGAGUCUGCGUGAAUCGUUAUUUUAACGUCGGAAAGACCAAUGUAUUUGUUUACUUGCCGGAUGGAACGGUUAAAAAAGUCACAACUCAAGGCUGA